Molecule: messenger RNA, 2010 nt
Organism: Acipenser ruthenus (sterlet)
Lineage: Eukaryota; Metazoa; Chordata; Actinopteri; Acipenseriformes; Acipenseridae
Product: smad nuclear-interacting protein 1-like
Exons: 4
Coding region: 197-1324 (375 amino acids)
Biological process (GO): miRNA processing
Cellular component (GO): nucleus
Molecular function (GO): mRNA binding; protein binding
Source: RefSeq, a predicted model, not a curated record
CUGGUUUCCAGAAUUGUGUAUUUGAACGGACUUGUUUUUAUUCCGGAACCGGAAAAUGCGUCGCUAUUUAUAGACAUUGUUUGCUGCUGGCCCGUGGUGAAUUUUUGAAAGAAAGUAUUGUGUCAUUUAACACACAUUAUUUAUGAUAGGAGAGUUUUGUAAAGAACAACAAGUUAUUAGAUAGCAUCUCAUAAAGAUGGAGAAGGGGAGGCGGCGCCGAAACCUGGACCCUUCCCCCCCAACGCGAGAAACUAAGGUUAAAGUUAAACAGGAAAAACUGAGCCCGGCAAGGCCGCAGAAGCCCCGCCGCUCGAGUUCGGGAUCAGACCGGAGCGGUGGGAGCCCUCCGCCACACAGGAGAAGAGGCAGCAGAUCACCUGCUAAAAGAAGAGAGAGGUCCCCUAGGCGAAGAGGGAGUAGGUCGCCUAGAAACAGGAGAAGCAAGAGUCCACGUAAUGCCGACACCAACAUAAAGCGGGAACAUGAAGAUCACCAUAGAGGGCAUGAUGAAAAGAGACACAGAGAUCGUUAUGAUGUGCCAGAUGACAGGCGAACCAGAGAAGAGCCCAGAGAGAGACAUAGAGACAGAGGAGGGGAGCAUGGAGACAGGCAAAACCGGGCAGGGGCAAGAGGGAGGGACAGGGAUGCGCAGAAUUUCCAACAGCAGCAGACUGAAAGGGAGCAGCAUGAUGAAAGGAGACGGGAGAAUCGCAGAAGAGCCGACGUGAUCAACAGUGAUGUGGAAAACCAAGAAUUCGGUGAAGGUGGGACUGAGGACAAGAAUCAAGUGGCUAAAGAAAACCCCAAUUUUGAACUGUCUGGGGCAUUGGUGGAGGAUACGAAUACGUUCCGAGGAGUUGUGAUCAAAUACAACGAGCCACCUGAGGCCCGCAUUCCUAAGAGGAGGUGGCGGCUCUACCCCUUUAAAAAUGAUGAACCCCUUCCAGUAAUGUAUGUUCAUCGUCAGAGUGCCUAUCUGAUGGGGAGACAAAGAAAGAUAGCGGACAUACCCAUUGACCACCCAUCUUGCUCCAAGCAGCAUGCUGUUUUUCAGUACAGGCUCGUGGAGUUUACACGUUCUGAUGGCACAGCUGGCAGGAAGGUAAAGCCUUACAUCAUAGACCUGGGUUCUGGUAAUGGGACCUACCUGAACAACCAGCGUAUUGAAGCCCAGCGCUACUAUGAACUGAAAGAAAAGGACGUACUGAAAUUUGGCUUCAGCAGCAGAGAAUAUGUCCUGUUACAUGAAUCUUCAGACACGGCCGAGGUUGACGCAAAGAAGGAUGACGACGAUGAAGAGGAUGACGAAGGGCUUGAUAAAUAAAUGUAUUUAAGGUGUGCCAAAUAGAUGGACCUACUGACUGAGGAAAAGUUGAUAUCUAAUUAAUCAUUGUCCUAACAGGACUACAGAUUCCUAGGUCUCAGGACUUUUGUAAUAGUGCUUUUGUAAAUAACAGUGAAGCAGUAUUCUUUGUAAAAGCCCCAUUAUAUAAACCCUGUGUUUCUCCAAAAUCCAUUCAGACUCAAAUAUACUAUCAAUGUGAAUUUUUCAGUUAGACAAUUUUAAAUAAUCAGGUUCAAUGGUUUGGAGUUCCAUAGGGAUUAAUAAAAACCUUGAAGCUUUGUAACCACCAAAUGAUCUGAAGACAGUUGCCUCGGACCCUUUUAUAAGAAUUUAUUUUUUAUUUAGUAAAGAAAAUCGGGUCUAGUAAAAUAAUCUACUAUUCAACUUAUUUGUUUCUUAUACAAGUGUUUGUUUGUUUGUUUUGCAGGGGAUGGGGGUGAGGUUAUUUGUAUAGCUGUAUUACUAGCAUCAUACAGAUGUAUUUGUAGCUUUCUUAUGUUUUUAUACCGCCCCAAUGCAGAUUUUUUUUUCAUCUGGCUCUGGAACAUAUUUCUCAUGCUUUUUUUAAAAAAAAAGCCAGCCCUGUAUAACAAUUAUAUUUUACAUCAAUUUUUCUGUUUUUGUAGUGUAAAUAAAAACAAUGAAAAGCAAGGUGUUUUUGACAA